Messenger RNA from Daucus carota subsp. sativus, 2166 nucleotides. Its product is annotated as protein DAMAGED DNA-BINDING 2. The transcript is spliced from 11 exons. Gene Ontology annotation, molecular function: damaged DNA binding; protein binding. Bases 193 to 1884 code for a protein of 563 amino acids. Gene Ontology annotation, cellular component: nucleus; Cul4-RING E3 ubiquitin ligase complex. Lineage: Eukaryota; Viridiplantae; Streptophyta; Magnoliopsida; Apiales; Apiaceae. The record is from RefSeq and is a predicted model, not a curated record. Gene Ontology annotation, biological process: response to UV; DNA repair.
ACCUCAAACAAAACACAACUUCCAUUCGAUGCAAAGCGAUUGGUGCUAUCGUAACUUACAUACUCUGUGCCCUUUGGCUUAUAAUAGUCGGUUGGGUUCUUGUCCCUGAAACGCCCCAAUAUAUUCAAAACUCUAAAACCCUUUCUGUCCCCUCAUCUAUACAUACACAAUCCGUGUCUAUAUUGAUUAGAAAUGGCCUCAAGAAGAUCGCAGUUUCCACAAGUGGUGAUUGGGAGAGACUCAGACUCAGAAGAAAGCUUAUCAGAUGAAGAAGAAGAAUUUGUAGAAGAAGAAGACGACGAAGAGGUUGAAGAAGUUGAAGAAGAAGAAGAAGAUGAAGAGGUCGAAACAAAAGAUGAGGAGAAAACACAAGAGGGUUUGUCCGAAGACAACAAAGGAAAGGCGCCCAUUACUAUCAGUCUUAAAAAAGUUUGUAAAGUGUGUAAGAAAACAGGUCAUGAAGCAGGGUUUAAGGGGGCAACUUACAUUGAUUGUCCUAUGAAACCUUGUUUUCUCUGCAAAUUGCCGGGACAUACGACAAUCACCUGUCCUCAUCGAGUUGCCACUGAAUAUGGUGUUAUUCCAGCAACCCACAAAAAUACACAGAACGCCUUGGACUUCAUUUUUGAACGACAAUUGAGACCCAAAAUUACAAAGAUUAAACCAAAGCUUGUUAUACCAAAUUAUGUGACCGGUGCGGUAGUUAGAUACCAUAGCCGAAGGGUUACAUGCUUGGAAUUUCACCCAACUAAAUAUAACAUUAUUUUAUCUGGUGAUAAGAAAGGACAUCUUGGAGUUUGGGAUUUUAUCCGUGUGUGUGAAAAGACAGUUUAUCGGAACAUACAUAGUUGCAUACUCAAUCACAUGAAGUUCAAUCCGAGAAAUGACGGCACAGUAUAUGGAGCAUCCUCAGAUGGAACAAUCAGCUGUACAGACUUGGAGACAGGUCUUACAUCAUCAUUGAUGAACCUUAAUCCGAAUGGGUGGCAGGGCGCAAGCACAUGGAGGAUGCUCUACGGGCUGGAUGUAAAUCCAGAGAAUGGUCUUGUGCUUGUUGCAGAUAAUUUUGGAUAUCUUUACUCGGUUGAUAGCCGUUCUAAUAGCCAAGUUGGGGAGGCUGUCUUGAUUCAUAAAAGGGGAAGCAAAGUUACAGGGCUGCACUGCAAUCCUGUUCAGCCAAAUCUCCUCCUGAGUUGUGGAAAUGAUCACUUUGCUCGUUUAUGGGAUAUUCGCCGAUUGGAGGCUGGAUCUUCUUUGUAUCAGCUUUCACAUAAACGUGUAGUGAACUCAGCAUACUUUUCUCCACAGAGCGGCAGUAAAAUACUUACCACAUCGCAAGACAAUCGCAUUCGUGUAUGGGAUUCUAUUUUCGGGAAUCUGGAUUCUCCGAGUAGAGAAAUUGUACACAGUCAUGAUUUCAAUCGACAUUUGACCCCCUUCCGAGCUGAAUGGGAUCCAAAGGACCCUUCGGAGUCGGUUGCAGUUGUUGGACGUUACAUAAGUGAAAAUUACAGAGGACUUGCUGCACUGCAUCCUGUUGAUUAUAUUAACACCAGCACGGGGCAACUGAUUGCUGCGGUCAUGGACCCCAACAUCAUGACUAUAAGCCCUGUGAACAAGCUGCAUCCUCAGUAUGAUAUUCUGGCAUCUGGCAGCUCAAGGUCAAUAUACAUCUGGAAGCCUGACAAGGAUUCGUCCGAGUUCAUCGAGCAGAAAGUUAAAAAGAAUAUCCUUCUUUGUGGUAAGGCUGAAAAGAAAAGGAAGUCCAAGGGCGACGGUGAUGAGUCAGAUGAUGACAUCUCGAAAGCUAAGAAGAGCAUCAAGUCCGCAAAAACGAAGACGAAAGCAAACUCAAUAGUCCUAAAGGCCAAGGACAAGUGUUGAGCUUGCCCUAAAGUUUUUCAGCUUUUGUGUAGCUGUGAAUGUAGUUACAUAGUGGCACUGCACUCGAGCUCCUAGUCUCCUGCGCGGUGCUGAGCAGUAUAGCAUGGGUCUUUACAUUUUUGCACCUCCGGCAUUUCAGAUAGGGUUGCCUGUGAGAUAUUUAAUGAUGCAGAUGUAAUUUGUCUUUUUACAUAUCUGCAUUGUUAGGUAUUUAAAUGGCUUGCAAGUUGUGACACAAUUGCUUUGAACCUUUUGGUAUGCUAAUGUUUGUUCGUUUUUUCA